AUGAGAGCUUACGAGCAUCCAUCAGCUUUUCACAAAAAAAUUGUUCGCAUUAUUCAAUUUCGAGAGAUUAGAAGAGGAAGUUCCAGCGAAUCUUACAAAUUCACAACGUUCUUUUCAGAUUUCGAAUUAGCCACGUUGAUUCUGCUGUCAUGUGCAAUAGCGAGCAGUUUGCUGGCAAUUUGCUUUGCCAUUUGCACGAUCUUCACUCCAUUUGGAGCACUCGCUCACUUCAUUUGCAUGAAUAACUCAGUACUUUCAGCGAUUUGUUCGCUCUCCGCCUUCAUCGUGUACACGUAUUUCAACGAACUGAAGGAUAACCAGAACGAGACCCUGAACGGAAACAUCACACGAUACCACUUCGGCUGGGCGUACUACUGGUGUGGAGGAGCGGCUGCCUGCUUAUCGGCUGCGUUCAUCUGCAGCUUAUUCGCCUCAACUUGUGUUUUAUUACACAAGCAACAGAAGAACAAGGUCGACACCAUCGUUCUGUGA
This is a messenger RNA of Haemonchus placei, 492 nucleotides long. NCBI's taxonomy places the organism in Eukaryota, Metazoa, Nematoda, Chromadorea, Rhabditida, Trichostrongylidae. The record is from the annotation of a GenBank genome assembly.